Molecule: messenger RNA, 2467 nt
Organism: Tigriopus californicus
Lineage: Eukaryota; Metazoa; Arthropoda; Copepoda; Harpacticoida; Harpacticidae
Exons: 4
Coding region: 239-2326 (695 amino acids)
Molecular function (GO): protein binding
Source: RefSeq, a predicted model, not a curated record
AUUCAGUAUAAAAAUACGCUAAGGGAAGUGCCCAAUAGAUGCACAUUCUGAGUAACGGCCAAGCCUUAAAUCCGAGAUAGAAGAGCGUUUCAAAAACAGGCCUCCGGCAACUCAAGUUUAAGAUUACCGGGGAAAGCCUUUCCGGGGAAAUUGGUCCUCAUCUAUUUCCUCGCCCGUCAUCUCUAAUCCAUCCAUCAACUGGACGGAAAAAGCUGUCGAUACCACGACCUCCGACGUUAUGGCUCCAAGGCAAUUGAUUCAAAGGGGUUGGCAGACAGAGUGCUCAUUGGUCGAGUCCAUUGCUGCCUUAAGUCAUCCGUCUUUAACUGACCUGGCCGAUCUGGAGAUCCGAUGUCGCGAUGGCUGCAUUCGAGCUCAUCAGGUGAUAUUCGGCCAACAUUCCACGUUUUUGAAGCGCUUAUUUGCCACUCGACAAACUCCCGAACUUCAAUUUGUAUCAUUGCAAGAUCAAGCUAUGGUAGCCGAUUUUUGGGGCUCACGCAAAGAUGAUUCGAUCACAAUUGUCUUGCCCGAUUUUUGUACAAAGGAAGUUAAGUUACUCGUACAUUUGUUCUAUCACGGCCAAUGUAUGGUUGAAGGCUCCAGCUCAGAUGCCAUGCCCGAACUCCUCAAUCAAUUAUGUCGCAGCCUAUCCAUUGACUCAUUUUCCUGCAAGGAUCUCAAAGUGUCCAUGCAUUCCGUCCCUCCGAUUCAUUCUCCAUCCACCAACACUCACCCAAACCUACCUUCGAUAAGUCAUUCCGAAUCGAAUACCCCGGCCAAAAUCUACCUAAACCCUCUGUUAGAUUCAGACAACGUUAGCACCACUUAUAGGAAACAACAGACAUCUGGAAAUGAAUCGAGUUGCACCCUGCACACGGAAGCAAACUCACCCCUGGAGAAGAUGAGAAGAAAAUGUCAAUUGAAAACUGAUCAAUCAUGCUCGGCUAAGUCAGGGCGAACGGACGAAUCUUGCAAUAGAUACGCAUGUGAAUUUUGCGAUAAAGUCAUUGUCUUCCGACCUCUUCCAGGUGGAAGGCAAUUUAAUUGUCGUGUGUUCCUCACCCAUGCCCUAUCGCAUUUUGUUGAGACCCAGUAUGCCGAUGUUCCCUGGUUGGACACAUGGUUUUGUCCUUAUCAAAAUUGUCAGAAACAAUUUAGUCAGAGUCGAUACCUUUUCUUCCAUUUGGCUAAAACGCACCAUGAAUUCGUCUUGCGCAUUGAUCGUCGCUUAACCGAGUUGCGGCAAAACCGUGCUCGGGUUGAUGGCAUGAGCAAUGUGACCAAGCGAGAUGAAGAGAACAGCCUGAAGAGAAUUCUGUAUUUUGCUCAACAUAAAUUGGGACUACCUCUCCCAAAAGGCAGGUUGCUUUUGCGUGAUAUAGAAAAAGAUGUGUUGAAACAGUUCGAGCUCAAGACCAAAGAUACCAGUUAUGUGGAGUGCGGCAUUUGCAAUCGUGGCGAGUCUAAAUUCACACUACACGCUUUCGCACUUUUGCAUUACUUUUUAGAGCACGUUGCCAAAAAUUUGCCGGGUGUCGAAGCUCUGCAUCUGUCACCCGAUGGCUCCCGGUUCAUGCCGCACUAUCAGUGUGGCGUAGACACCAACUGCAACUUCAGCACAAGUUUAAGAACGGCUUUGGUUUAUCACUUAGGCAACAAACAUGGAUUUUUCAACAAGCUCUCCGUCACUGAACGAAUACCGGGAAUAUCUGUGCAUGAUGUGAAGCCAAUCGUCCAACCUGCAAUGGGUAAUGAGAAGAAAUCCCCUUCCGUAUUUAUUUGUUGUUCUAUAACUUGUGAUUACCAUCAAAUGUUGGAGCAUUUUCAAACUGAUCACGGCCAGGAUCGAGCUAUCCUGGUCCAAUGUGGAUUGUGCAAAAACUAUUUGGAAUCUGCCACGCCUGAAAUGUUCAAGCAUGAGAAUCACGUUUGCCCUGAUUCCAGCCUGACCUCCUAUGAUAAUGUAACAGGCACGGUUCCAACUGCAGGACAAAAAGAUGAGACAUCCAAUUGUACGCUCGAGGGCAAGGUCAACGUGGAGAAUGCUAUAAUAGGUGUGAAAACUGAUGUACCGGCCUCCUGCCUAACAAACGAGUUCAUGUCCCAGCAAUCAUUGCCAAAGUCAAGAGCAAAUGAUAAGAACCGAAAAAGAAAACAGUCCCACAAGAGGAAUGACACAAAGGAAGCCCGUGCCAAGGAAGAUCCUUCUAUGGCAAAAAUAGCCUCUGGUCCCGGAUUACUAGUGAAACCUGAUGGUCAUUGGGAAGUGGGGUCAGACUGUGGAUCCAUUAUAUGCUUAGAUUCUGAUGAUGACAAAUGCUGAUGGAUGAUGAUACACUAAAUCAGAUCAAAUUGCUAAAUGGACUUUAUUUAUUAAUAAAAAAGCUAUACGGGCUGCGAGGUAAGAAUUCAACAAACUCUAGCGGCCAAAAAGGGAAAAAGAGGGUUAGUUAGGAAUAAUCAU